CCACAGAGGCUGCCAUCCGAGCAACGGCCUCCCGUGUCUUGUCAGCCAGCGAAGGGGUGGGUGGGGGUGGAGGUGGCCCAGCUGCCUUCUUGCAGGUGCCUUGAAGUUUCUGGCAGAGCUGGACUUGGCUGCAGCCGCCGAGCAGCGGUGGUGGCUCAGGGAAAGGGCAGCUGAGGCCGGAAAGAAGCGCUGAGGCAUUCUUGCCAAGUGGGCAGUCUUGGGCUGUGUUUUAUCAAUACUGCAUGCAGUUGACGGAAUUGCUGGCUGGGCUACCUUGCUGCAAGCACCCUCUGCUGCACCCUCUCCCAAGAAGCCUGCAUCCGACAGCAGCUGGUCCGGGAAGAUCUGCUUUGGAAGCCCCUGAUGUGCUUCUUGCAUGCCUCCUCUCUCUCCCUGCUCCGGUCCUGAAGGAAGGCCUCCGGCUGCAAUGAUGGAUGUGAAGGCCAGUGGCCACUUAACCAGAGUUUAGGCUGCUGUUGCCGCCACAAUGGCAACCGUUUGUGGGUCCUGAUUGAUUGCUGGCCGGCCGGGAGGUCCAUGCCUUCUGGAAAUCGGGCCGAAGACGCCUUUGUGGACGCACCCCAAUUCCCCCUCCGAGACUCCUCCCUUCUGCUUCGCUCACCAUGGGCGGCUGCUUCUCCAAGCCAAAGCCAGUUGAAGUGAAGAUUGAGGUGGUGCUGCCGGAGAAGGAGCGAGCCAAAGAGGAGAUGUCACCCAACGGGAAAGCGAGCCCCAUCAUCUACAAAGCCAACGGGACUUCACGGCAUUACCAGCUGGAGGAACACCCCAUGGUCAUCUAUCCAUACCGGAACCUGAAGGAUGUGGUUGAAGCCUCCGUCUGCCACGUGAAAGACCUCGACAACGGACAGAUGCGAGAAGUAGAUUUGGGCUGUGGCAAGGCCCUGCUGGUGAAGGAAAAUGGAGAAUUUUAUGCUAUGGGCCACAAGUGUCCUCACUAUGGUGCUCCAUUAGUCAAAGGGGUUUUGUCCAAGGGCCGCCUCCGCUGCCCCUGGCAUGGGGCUUGCUUUAACAUUGGCACCGGCGAUAUUGAAGACUUUCCCGGCUUGGAUAGCUUGCCCAAGUUCCAGGUGAAAAUCGAGAAGGAGAAGGUAUACAUCCGAGCAAGCAAACAGGUUCUUCAGUCACAGCGACGGACCAAGGUGAUGGCCAAGUGCAUCUCCCUGAGCAACUACAGCAUCAGCAGCACAAAUGUCCUCAUCAUCGGGGCAGGUCCUGCUGGACUGGUCUGUGCUGAAACGCUACGGCAGGAAGGUUUCUCGGACCGAAUUGUGAUGUGCACGAUGGAUAGAAAUCUGCCCUAUGACCGGCCCAAGCUAAGUAAGUCGAUGGAUUCCCAUCCGGACCAGAUUGCUUUGCGCCCCAAAGAAUUCUUUCGUACGUACGACAUUGAGGUCCUGACGGAAAUGCAGGUUGUGGCCGUGGACGUCAAGAACAAGACAGCUGUGUUCAAGGAUGGGUUUAAGAUGGAGUAUAACAAACUGCUGCUGGCAACUGGAAGCACGCCCAAACCCCUCAGCUGUAAAGGCAAAGACGUGGAAAACGUUUUCAAUAUCCGGAUGGUGGAAGAUGCCAACCGCGUGGUGAAGCUGGCUACUAGCAAGAAUGUGGUCAUUGUGGGAGCCUCUUUCCUGGGGAUGGAGGUGGCGGCCUACUUGACUGAGAAGGCCCAUUCGGUCUCUGUGGUGGAGCUGGAAGAGGUCCCUUUCAAGAAGUUCUUUGGGGAGAGGGUUGGACGCGCUAUUAUGAAGCUGUUUGAAAACAGCCGGGUGAAAUUCUACAUGCAGACUGAAGUCUCGGAGCUGCGGGAACAGGAGGGCAAGCUAAAGGAGGUGGUACUGAAGAGUGGGAAAGUCCUCCGUGCGGACGUCUGUGUCGUAGGCAUAGGUGCCACACCAGCGACGGGCUUCUUGAAGCAGAAUGGCAUUAAUGUGGAUUCCAAGGGCUUCAUAGUGGUAAAUAAGAUGAUGCAGACCAACACGCCGGGGGUUUUUGCAGCCGGUGACGCGGUUGCAUUUCCGCUGGCACUGCGGAAUAACAAGAAGGUGAACAUUCCUCAUUGGCAAAUGGCUCAUAUGCACGGACGCAUUGCUGCACUCAACAUGUUGGCUCACGGGACAGAAAUCAGCACCGUCCCUUACCUGUGGACAGCGAUGUUUGGCAAGAGCAUCCGCUAUGCAGGCCAUGGAGAAGGAUUUGAUGAUGUGAUCAUUCAGGGGGACUUGGAUGAACUGAAGUUUGUAGCUUUUUACACCAAAAACGAAGAGGUGGUCGCUGUGGCGAGUAUGAACUACGACCCUAUCGUCUCCAAAGUCGCAGACGUCAUGGGGGCUGGGAGAGUGAUCAGGAAGCGAGAUGUGGAGCUCUUCAUCCGUUUUGGCAAAACUGGAGACAUGUCCUGGCUAAGUGGGAAGGGCUCCUAACAGCCCAUGGGAAUGGCUGGCUUUCUACAGACUCUGCAUCAGCCAGAGGGGAGAUGCUUGCCGCACGCCCAUCGGUGACUCUGACCACUUCAGCAUCAGCUUCGUCCCCUACUUCUCUCCCCCCCCGCCGGCUGUUCUCCCCCAACCUGCACCCCCAGGAGCCUCACCUUGGGUGCCUCCGUGCCCAAAGCAACCUGCACUUUACUGGCCAUGGCGUGUCUUCGAACGUCCUGUGGAGCCACCAGAGGGGAAGGGGUCCCUUUGGAGCUGGUUGGCCUCCUGGGGCCAAGCGGGCCAUGGACUUCUGGCUUGCUCCCCCACGAACGGAGCAGGACCAGAAGGAGAAGAGGGGAAGCGGGUCAUUUGCACUUUCUUUGGAUCCGUGUCAAGAGCUGUUUCCGGAAAUCGACCACAAAGACUACGUGUUCCUCCCAGGGCAACCUCUCUAUGGGUUGCCGUGAGCCGCGUUUCUGCUUGCGGCCCCUCGCCAACCACAGUCUGAGUUCUCCGCCUCUGCACUCCACGCCUGCCACAGCCCCCUCGCAGUCCGAGUCACGUGCCCGCAUGCUCCCCGCCCCCCGUGAAGCAGCAGUGAAUGUGGCCAUGCCUGCUCCCAUCACGUGGGCCAGUCGUCACAGCGGUCCUGGAGGGCGCCUCAGAGCAGCUGGGGAUGGAGAGGAUCAGGGCUGGGUGGAGAAGGGGCCGGCGUGACGCUUCAAUGCGCAUGCGCAGAACCCGGACUGGGGGACGUGUAGAAGCGGCACUGAACGCGCUGCUUGAUCAUUCUGACUUUCAUUUAAAAAACGAAGCAAGACCCACGUUUGUUGCCUUGACAGUGGCAGAGACCUGCUUGAAAAGCUGCGGGCAGGACCUGUUGAGAUUUCCCAGGCCAGAGGGGCGGCGAAACACCUUUUGGUGUGAGGAGCAUUGGGGCUUUUCAUCUCUUCUGUGACCAGCCAAAGCAGUAUGAAUUGUGCCCACGAAGAUUGAUGUCGAUCUGUCCAAUAUGCAUAAUUCCAGUUGUGAGACGGGAUGGUUUCGAUUGGGACCCCAGUGCAGGGGAGGGGACAUAUCCUUUGCCCUCCAUGCUGAUUCCCUGACUUGAAUAACCUGCUUAUUAACCACGGAGGGCAAAAUUCAAUGGUGCCCCUUCCCCAGCGAAUUGCAGCUUCAUUCAGGGUGGUGGUGGAUCGAGGCCUCGAUAAAUGAAUACCAACACGACAAAUAUUUAUAUACCACUUUUCAACAGAAGUUCCCAAAGUGGUUUACGUAGAUAUAAAUAAAUAAAAUGUCUGGGAUGGUGUGCUGGGGAUGGAUAGGGCCAGGUGCUCUCCCCCUGCUAAAUUAAGAGAAUCGCCACUUUUAAAAGGUACCUCUUUGCUCAGUUAACGGGACUGGUCCCAAUCCAAUCACUCUUCCCCAGUGCAUGGCUGGUUGGGGGAAAGAUGCCAAGAGUUCUGAUCAUGAAAUUCCCCGGAAGUGGUCCUGACUUUGCGUUUCCCAGGCUUUAAGAUUUACUGGACAUGGUUUUUUCCCCCACCUGGCCACUGCAGGGAAUGAUUUAGGGUGGUGUUUCUUAAACUUGGGUCCCCAAAUGCCACAGGUGGUGAUGGGAGUUGUAGUCCAACAUCCUGGGAGCCACGUUUGAGAACCCCUGACUCAGAGAAAAUCAGAAGUCCUACCUUCCAGUUACCGUUACUGGUGUCUGUCUAUGGUGUUUGGGGUUUUUUUGGUUUUUUUUUUUUAAGAUUGUGAGCCCUUUGGGGACAGGGAGCCAUCUUAUUAAUUUUUUAUUUUUCUAUCUAAACCAUUUUGGAAACGUUUGUUGAAAAGCGGUAUAUAAAUAUUUGUUGUUGUUGUUGUUACCCCCAUGGACAGUGACCCAUAGCUUCAGUGACAACAUUUUUGAAAUCUAAAAUACAACAUUCCAAGUGUGGGAUCUGUAUGUGGCUGGGAGGAGCAGAGGAUUGGGGGCAGAAAGUUUCCUCUUCCCAAGUCAGGCGUUCAGUUUUAGGAGGAACAGCAGCUGUACUCCCUCCUCAAACAGGACUAGCCACAUUCCCAGUCUCUGAUGCUCUCCAUCUCCAAUGCAUAGACCGUAGGGCUGACACCUUCUGUCUUGACAGAGACCCUUUUCCUAUUGCUUGGUGCAUCUGUUGACUUUCUCAUAAAGGAAGAAAGGGGUGAUUUCCCCACCUUGUAUCCCACCUGCCACACAGCUACAGCAGGAUGAUCUGAAAUUCCCACAGUGUCGUACAAAAUGAGCCCAUCUCACAACUCACCCUAUUUUUCUAGGUUGUUAAUAAACUAAUACAAUAAACC
This is a messenger RNA of Hemicordylus capensis (graceful crag lizard), 4763 nucleotides long. It is a transcript of the gene AIFM3, whose product is annotated as apoptosis inducing factor mitochondria associated 3. Gene Ontology annotation, molecular function: flavin adenine dinucleotide binding; 2 iron, 2 sulfur cluster binding; oxidoreductase activity, acting on NAD(P)H. The record is from RefSeq and is a predicted model, not a curated record. Gene Ontology annotation, biological process: execution phase of apoptosis. Gene Ontology annotation, cellular component: cytoplasm; mitochondrion. The transcript is spliced from 21 exons. Bases 624 to 2441 code for a protein of 605 amino acids. NCBI's taxonomy places the organism in Eukaryota, Metazoa, Chordata, Lepidosauria, Squamata, Cordylidae.